CGCCAUCGGAAGAUAAUUAUAUAACUCUGUCUCUAAACAAACUGGCUGCAAACGGUUCAUAACCAAAAGAGUUUGAUUGACAGGCUCUCUAUAUAAGAGGAGGGAGCUGGAUGCCUCAGUCACUGUUGUGCCUAAAGUCCUGCGGACUGUGGAUGCAGUGAACCAAAGUGGACUUUACGCUUUUUACGCACGAGGUGUACAGGAGAUACCACUUCUCUUUCAUUUAAUCAUCGGCUUUUUAUUCUGAUUUCAUUGUUUUUAUUUUAUUGUUGUCGGAUAUCUGAUUGUUUUGAAAAAAUAUACACUGCAUUCGUCAGGUAAGUUACACGGCACCAUAGCCUAUUUAUCGCUGAACUUUUCUGUGUGGAGAUAGGCCAGCAGGUAUAAGGUACGAGAGAAAUGUAGCUCAGCACUUUAAGUAAUUCAUUAUCUGAUGACUGAAAACACUUUUCAAAGCAUUUAAGCGAUUAACACGCAUUAAAACAGAAUCUGCAUGUGAUGCUGUAAACAGCGUAUUGUAGCUGAAAAGCUGGAUUUUUUUGGUUCGUCUGUUGUGUCAUUAUUUGAAUUAUUCAUUGUGAGGAUCACGUGAAAAAAAUCAAAUCAAUUUGAGAUGCAUUGAUGAUGUCGAAAAAAGACUAGAGGGACAUAAAUACUAAUUUAAAAAAAACAUUCCUGUUGUUUUUUUAAGGAGAUAUGAUACUCAGGAGAAGUCUCUUCUUGCUGCUCUUAUCUUGUCAUUUUCUCCACGCAUUACCUCAAGAUGGUGAGCAAGAGGAUGAGACGUCAUUCGACUUGUUUGAAAUCACCCACAUCACUCGCAAGACUCUGGGGGCCAAACUGUUUCGGGGCCAAAACUCAGAUGCCCCUGCUUACCGCUUCAUCCGCUUUGACCACCUGCCCCCAGUGAGCUCCCCCAUAUUAAAACAAAUACUACGUCAGAUCCAAAACAAUGAGGGCUUUGUGUUUGUGGCCAGCAUGCGCCAGGACCGCACCUCACGGGGCACCCUGAUUGGUUUGGAGGGUCCCGAUGGCCGGCGGCAGUUUGAGAUUGUGUCCAAUGGGCGGGCCAAUACUCUGGACCUGGUAUACUGGGUGGACGGCACCCAAAAUGUGGUUUCCUUUGAGGAUGUGGACCUGUCAGACUCCCAGUGGAAGAAUAUCACACUUCAUGUUCAUGGGGAAAAUGCAAACCUGUUUGUGGGCUGCAGCCUGAUAGACAGCUUCAUCCUGGAUGAGCCUUUCUACGAGCACCUGAAGGCUGAGGGGAGCCGCAUGUAUGUUGCAAAGGGAUCCAUUCGGGAGAACCACUUCAGGGGCCUUCUGCAGAACGUGCGUUUUAUCUUCGACACCACAGUGGAAGACGUCCUGCUGAGCAGAGACUGUGAUGUCCCUAAACAAGAUGAUGCCAAUAUUGUGAGCGAGAGCACAGAAAUUGUGGACGUGAGUCCCUCGAUCACUACAAACAUUAUCGGUCAGCAGACACACGAUGCGAGCGCAGAUAUGUGUGAGCGCUCCUGCGAGGACCUCAGCACCAUGUUCCAGGAGCUCAACGGCCUGCGUGUUGUCGUUAGCAACCUUAUUGAUGGCUUGCAAAAAGUGACAGAGGAGAACACAGUCAUGAAGGAGGCCCUUGGGAGAAUGAAGAACACUAAAGAGAAAAACAUGUGCUGGCAGGAUGGCCGCCUGUUUGACGAUAAGGAAGACUGGGUUGUAGACAGCUGCACCAAAUGUACCUGCCAGGAGUCCAAGAUUGUUUGUCACCAAAUUACAUGCCCUCCAGUGGCCUGUGCCAUCCCGUCAUUUAUCGACGGCGAGUGCUGCCCCGUGUGUAUGCCUACACACAGUGAGGACGGCUGGUCCCCCUGGUCAGAGUGGACAGAGUGUACUGUCACCUGCGGGACUGGAACUCAGCAGAGGGGUCGGUCAUGUGAUGCAACGAGCAACCCCUGCACCGGACCUUCCAUCCAGACCCGCAAGUGCAGCCUGGGCAAAUGCGACAGCCGUGUUCGCCAGGACGGAGGUUGGAGUUUGUGGUCGCCGUGGUCGUCCUGCUCGGUGACCUGUGGAGAAGGACAGAUCACCAGGAUACGACACUGCAAUGCUCCCAUGCCACAACUGGGGGGUAAAGACUGCGAGGGAAGUGGGAGAGAAACUCAGCGCUGCACUGCCAAACCCUGUCCCAUUGAUGGCGGUUGGGGUCCUUGGUCUCCAUGGGCAACCUGUUCAGCAACAUGCGGAGGGGGAGGCAAAAGUCGAGCGAGGGUAUGCAACAGCCCUCAACCUCAGUACGGCGGCAAAAAUUGUAUCGGAGAGGCCAACGACAGUGACAGCUGUAACACAAAAGACUGUCCUAUAGAUGGCUGUCUGUCUAACCCAUGCUUUGGGGGAGUGGAUUGCAACAGCUCUCCAGAUGGAUCCUGGGAGUGUGGCCCAUGCCCUGCUGGUUUCCGUGGAAACGGUAGCCACUGUGAAGACAUCAAUGAGUGUGACAUGGUGUCUGACGUUUGCUACAAAGUGAGUGGAAUGCAGCGCUGCGUCAACACCGAUCCAGGUUUCCACUGCCUGCCCUGUCCGAAGCGCUACAAGGGCAACCAGCCUUUCGGUAUGGGUGUGGAGUCUGCCAAAAAGAACAAACAGGUGUGUGAGCCAGAGAACCCAUGCAAGGACAAGACCCACAAUUGCCACAAAUAUGCCGAAUGUAUCUACAUCAGCCACUUCAGUGACCCUAUGUACAAGUGUGAGUGCAGGACCGGUUACGCUGGAGAUGGCUUCAUUUGUGGAGAAGACUCUGACCUGGAUGGUUGGCCCAAUCAGAACCUUGUGUGUGGUGCCAAUGCCACAUAUCACUGCAAGAAGGAUAACUGCCCCAGCCUUCCCAACUCUGGACAAGAAGACUUUGACAAGGACGGCCAAGGAGAUGCUUGUGACAAGGAUGAUGACAACGAUGGAAUUCUAGAUGAGAGGGACAACUGUCCCCUCCAAUACAAUCCUCGCCAGUUUGACUUUGACAAGGAUGAAGUUGGCGACCGCUGCGACAACUGUCCCUAUGAACACAACCCUGCUCAAAUAGACACCGACCACAACGGAGAAGGGGACGCCUGCGCAGUGGAUAUUGACGGAGAUGACAUUAUGAAUGAGAGCGACAACUGCCCCUAUGUGUACAACACUGAUCAGAAGGACACUGACAUGGAUGGAGUUGGUGACCAUUGUGACAACUGUCCAUUGUUGCACAACCCUGACCAGACCGACGUAGACAAUGACCUGGUUGGAGAUCAGUGCGACAAUAACCACGACAUUGAUGAAGACGGCCAUCAGAACAACCUGGACAACUGUCCCUAUGUGGCCAACUCCAACCAGGCUGACCAUGACAAGGACGGCAAAGGAGACGCAUGUGACUAUGAUGAUGAUGAUGAUGGUGUCCCUGACGACAAGGACAACUGCAGGCUGACACCCAAUGCAGACCAGAUAGACGCUGAUGGCGAUGGAAGAGGGGAUGCCUGCAAAGAUGACUUUGAUAAUGACAAUAUCCCAGAUAUUCUUGAUGUGUGUCCGGAGAACAAUGCCAUCAGUAUCACAGACUUCAGGAAGUUCCAGAUGGUCCACUUGGAUCCUAAAGGAACCACUCAAAUUGAUCCCAACUGGGUGGUCCGACACCAGGGCAAAGAGCUGGUUCAGACUGCCAAUUCUGACCCAGGCAUUGCAGUAGGUUUUGAUCAGUUCAAUGCUGUGGACUUCAGUGGAACGAUGUACGUGAACACGGACAGAGACGAUGACUAUGCAGGCUUUGUGUUUGGCUACCAGUCGAGUGGGCGCUUUUAUGUAGUGAUGUGGAAGCAGAUCACACAGACUUACUGGGAGGACAAGCCCUCCAAGGCCUUCGGCAUCUCUGGCGUUUCACUCAAAGUCGUCAACUCGACUACUGGCACUGGAGAAAACCUCAGGAAUGCUUUGUGGCACACGGGCAACACUGCUGGACAGGUGCGGACUCUGUGGCAUGACCCCAAAAACAUUGGUUGGAAGGAUUACACAGCUUACAGGUGGCAUCUCAUGCACAGACCGAAGACUGGUUUUAUAAGGGUUGUGGUCUAUGAAGGUAAACAAAUCAUGGCCGACUCAGGACCAGUUUAUGACAAGACGUUUGCCGGAGGAAGGUUAGGCUUGUUUGUCUUCUCUCAAGAGCUGGUGUUCUUCUCCGACCUCAAGUAUGAAUGCAGAGAUAAGAUGGAGUUUCCAACUGUGUUCAUAAGAUAACUGAAUCGAGUCUGACAGAAAGAAAUACAUCAGACGGCAAAAGACAAGAGUCUCUCAAAGUAAACAUCACGUCAUCACUAAAUCCAUUUCAAAGUAAAUGAGGAUUUCCAUACUUCUCCACGCUUUGCCUUGAUCCAUCCAAUGGAGAGAAAACCAUGGCCGAUUUCAGUUUUCCUGUUGACUUAUACAUUUCUUGAGAUGGUAAUGAAAUAAAUUAUGAGAGUUUUUUUGUUUUUUUGAAAAGCAGAUUACCUAAUUAUACCAAGUGUACCUACAUUUUAAAGGAUUAAUUGUACAACCACUUACACGCUGUCUGCUUUCCUACCUGUCGUUCUCUAUCUUUAAUCAUUUCGGCUUUGGGAUUAAGAUGCUCAUUUGUGGCCAAUCAUACAGUGUCUGACAAACAUAAACUGUAACAAAAGCAUAAUCAUUUAGCUGUCAAGUCCAUUAUUAUUUCUCCUCAUUAUUUUCAUCCUGAAUGUGUGUGUUUGUAUUUUUUAUGGAGAACAAUUUAAAUAAGCCAUUUUAGUAAAUGCCAAAGAUGUUUAUACUAAGUCUGUAUCAUAAUUCCUUUUUGUAAAUUAUUUAUGCUCUGCUUGUUUUGUUUGUUUGCAUCUUUUGCUGGAGUUUGUAAAUAAUUAUUUAUUUGUUUACACUGACAAAGCGCAUAAUUGUAUAUCACAAACAUCAAGAUAACACAUUAUAGUAUUGCAAGAUUUUUAAUGUUGACAUGCAUAUCCUAAAGUUGUUUUUUAAAUAUUACACAAACUGUAGCGAAAAGCUUUAGAGAGGAUAAACAUCAGCUGCUUUUAAGUAAUCACAUACAUACUGUAAUUACAGCACGUGUUUAUGUAUGUGAUAGUAGCUGCCAGAGGGAGUUAGUUCUGGUAGUAUGUGUAUGUUACAAAAAGCCACUGUUUAUUUUCUUUGCUGUCCAGACAGAGCUUCGCUGUCCUCAAAGUGAUAUAUCACUUUGGUACACGUGGAACA
Messenger RNA from Anarrhichthys ocellatus (wolf-eel), 5244 nucleotides. It is a transcript of the gene thbs2a, whose product is annotated as thrombospondin 2a. Gene Ontology annotation, biological process: negative regulation of angiogenesis; cell adhesion. Gene Ontology annotation, molecular function: protein binding; calcium ion binding. Lineage: Eukaryota; Metazoa; Chordata; Actinopteri; Perciformes; Anarhichadidae. The record is from RefSeq and is a predicted model, not a curated record. The transcript has 22 exons. Gene Ontology annotation, cellular component: extracellular region. The coding region runs from base 697 to 4254 and encodes 1185 amino acids.